Molecule: messenger RNA, 2220 nt
Organism: Spirodela intermedia
Lineage: Eukaryota; Viridiplantae; Streptophyta; Magnoliopsida; Alismatales; Araceae
Source: the annotation of a GenBank genome assembly
AUGGACGGCGGUAACGGCCAACAUUCCAGGAGACCAGGGCCUGUGGAGUCUCCUGGUUGUGACAGCGUGCCAGAUGACGAAGAGCUGCCGUGUGCAGCCCCAAGAUCUGAUCUCGGCGAGAGCGACGUGUCGGGGGACCUCGCAAGGGUAAUAGCUUCGGUGCUUGCGGGAGUGCUAGAAGAUUAUGAUGCCAAGACGGAGGCUGUCGCCAGGAGUCAAGACGUGCUUGGACUCUCCCUCGACCGCCUAAAUGGAGGUACGUUUCCGGGAUCCUCCGAUCAAAUUUUACAAUUUUCUCCCAUAUGUUUUUCUUCUGAGUUUUCGUUUAAUAUGUCUUUACAGAAAAUUAGUGAAUCAGUUUUAAUACUUAUCCUAAACAACUAUCUUCAACAACAUGUGCUUUAUUAAUAAAACCUACUUUCUGCUUACGGGCACUUCUAUGUAAUGAGUUACGGUUGAGUAUCAUGUGACACAUUUAUGAAUAUCACAAUUGAAUUUUUGUAUAUGAUUUUGAAUGUUUACAAUGAAAUUAAGUCAUAAGUUCUAUUGCGUGGCAUGAUAUUGCAGAAUUAGACAAGCUUCUAGAGGAGGCACCCUUGCCUUUUAUUAUGCAACACGCUGCGAAAAUUUCAGGGAUCCGAAAGAGAAUUUUUGCGCUGAAUUCCAUACUGAAGACAGUACAGAAGCGUAUUGAUAACAUGGAUAUAAUACUCUCUGCUGCUUCUCCUCAUGGUAAUAUUUCCAGAUAAUGACUUCUAGAUGAUUGUAGUGGGUGAUCUUUUUCUGGGAAGUGAUGAAUGAGCCUUCUGAUUUCCCCGAUUUAUUUUUUAAUCAGAGUGUUUGUCCUGCCAAUUUCAUGUAAUUGAAACGCCAUUGAUUUCACCAAUGGAUUUGUAUUUAUCGGUUGUCUAACAUUGAAAUGAAGAAUAUACAUCAUCACUGUGGGGCAGCUGUCAUCCUAUCUCAUCAGUUUUAUUAUUUUUCUCAUUUGUCGAGGGAUUGAUCCUAGAGACUCUUUCCUCUUCUUGUACUUCUGCUUAAGAUGAGAUCUUACCUGCAACUGUGCCUGAGAAUCAGAAAGAGAAAAGUGAACUCUUGGUUUAUUCUAUAAUGAGUAAUGGUUUAUUCUUUGGCAAACUUUCCAAUGUGCCGGUGUACAGAAUCUGGGGGAGUCAGUACAUUUUCUUCUUAAAUUAGGGCGUGGAGAGCAUACCCAUCAACUCACAGUAUUUAAUGUGAUCAUAUUCUGCUAAAAGUAAUGUCAGGAUUCAGCUUAAGAGUUGAAGAGGACGGUUGACGGAGCAAUGUAGAGGAAGACAGUGAAGAGGGCGAUAGGAUGGGUUUCUUUAAUCAUGAGACCGUAAAACCUAGUUUUUGGGAACAAGGUCAUUAAUGGAAUAGGGAAACCAACUUGCCGAUGGUUUCUGACUUUCUUCCUUGAUAAGAAGAGAGUUUGGACGUGUCUGUGCCCCUCAGCUCCCUCUGUUUUCUGUGCCAGAUUGAACCCACAUGACGAGACGCAGGUUGACAGAUUUUAGGUUUCCUGGUUUAAUCAUCUCCCUUUGAAACGUGGGUCACUAACUUUGGUUCUGUACGCACUAGCUCCACUUUGGACUCAGAGGGGCCAAUGUGCUGAUUUAUGUACUGGUCCACAUUGGUCACUUAGCUGGCCAGGUUAUAAAGAAUUGUUCGGUUUUCACUAAGCUAAUGGAAUGAUUAAACCAUAAGGAAUAUGCCUAUUUGUGAAUACAUGCUCCUUGCAUUUAAGCGAAGUCAGCCAAUGUAAAGGGGGCGCUUUACAUUUUUUUGUUAAACAUGAUGUAUAGUUGACCUCCUUUGAGACUUGACAGCUUUAUAAAUUUCCAUACCUCAUCAAGUGCUCUGAGGAUAUAUCUUCCGUUAAUGGCUUUUUCGCAGGGAAAGCAACAUCUGAUCCUAGACUACUAGAAAGUUAGCCUUUUGCAACGUAGCUGCUGUCUUGGCUCUUUUUAUGAUCUAUAAUAUGGCUUUUCCAUGUGGAUGUACAAAUGUUGAAUUAUAUAACAUACAGCCAGAAUGAUCCAAUCCCUUUGACAUUUGUAAUUCGGAGCUAUUUUCUUUUCCAUUGGGGCCAUGAGCCUGUGCCCAAUGAACCAUCCAGUCCAACUCUUCAACGAGUCAGUUCGGCCUAAUUCACAUGACAGGUUUCCCCUUUCUCCUGCGAAGUCAUUUGCAAUAUAA